AUGAAUGCCGUGACUGUGGAAAAACUUGCAGAGAUAGUUCACUUCUUAGACAACAUGAAGGAAUUCAUUCAAGGGACAAACCUUGCAAAUGUGAUCAGUGCAGCAAAACCUUCAAAGAGGGUCCACACUGGUGAGAAGUCCACUGAGUGUAGCCACUGUGGAAAAGCAUUAAGUAGUCCAUCAGCCCUGAAGACACACCUGCGGAUACAUACUAGAGAGAAACCUUACAAGUGUGAUCAGUGUGGGAGGACUUUUAGAAUGAGCUGUAAUCUUAAUGUGCACAAGAAAAUGCAUGCUGGAGAGAAACCAUGUACUUGCAAUGACUGUGGGAAAGCCUUCAGGGAUCACUCGUGCCUUAAAGAAUACGUGAGAAUUCACACUGGAGAGAAACCCUUUGCAUGUAAUCAGUGUGGGAAAGCCUUCAGAAUGAAAUCUUUCCUCACUUUACAUAAGAAAAUUCACAUGAAAAUGAAACAAUAUGAGUGUAGGGAGUGUGGGAAAGCCUUCGGUGGUCUCUUAUCUCAUAGGAGAUAUAUAAAAAAGCACACGGGGGAAAAGAAACCCUUCAAGUGUAAUGAGUGUGAAAAGGCUUUUAGGAGGCAUGUGUCCCUUACAAUACCCAUAAGAACUCACACUGGAGAGAAACCCUAUGAGUGUGAUCAAUGUGGGAAAACCUUCAGCGUAAGGUGUAAUCUUAGUGUGCACAAGAGAGUCCAUACUGGUGAAAAGCCCUAUCAAUGCAGUGUCUGUGGACAUGCUUUCAUAAGCUCUCCUCCCUUCAGCGGCAUCAUGAGAGCACUCAUGCUGGAUAAAACUCCUAGUAAAUGUCCAUGUGCAGUAGUUUUCAGUGAACUCUCAAUCUUAAAGGCAUACAAGCAAAUGCUAACUGCAGAGGAGAACUGGAUGUAA
Callorhinus ursinus (northern fur seal) is the source of this 909-nucleotide messenger RNA. The record is from RefSeq and is a predicted model, not a curated record. Lineage: Eukaryota; Metazoa; Chordata; Mammalia; Carnivora; Otariidae.